This is a messenger RNA of Balaenoptera ricei (Rice's whale), 3818 nucleotides long. It is a transcript of the gene RASSF6, whose product is annotated as Ras association domain family member 6. Gene Ontology annotation, biological process: signal transduction. The record is from RefSeq and is a predicted model, not a curated record. The transcript has 11 exons. NCBI's taxonomy places the organism in Eukaryota, Metazoa, Chordata, Mammalia, Artiodactyla, Balaenopteridae. Bases 131 to 1144 code for a protein of 337 amino acids.
GACAGGUGAGCAAGCACUGACUCUCCAACGAUGAUCAGAGCUUGGAACUGAGCAGGGGAACAAACUCUCCGGAGCAGGUUCAGCUCAACAACUAAGGGUAGCCUCAGAUGAUCUCAAAAAGGGGGAGAAAAUGACAAUGAUGGCUCACCAGUCCUCUUCUUGGAUCUUCAUCAAUGAGAGGACAUUCAUUACCAGGGAACAACUUAAUUCUUUAUUGGAGACCUAUAACAUCUUUUAUAAGAACCAGAAAAAUCUGCAUAUUUUAUAUGGACAGACUGACGAUGGUAAACUAAUUGUUGAAGGAACGCUGGACAUUUUCUGGGGAGUAAAGCGGCCUAUACAACUGAAAAUACAAGAUGAGAAGCAAAUCCCUUCUUUCACUGUGCUGAAGUCACCAGAUGUCUUUUCCAAAAGGGGAAUGACACGCUGGGGAGAAUUUGAUGAUCUUUACCGUAUUAGUGAUUUGGACAGGACUCAGAUUCCAGUGUCUGGAGCAACAGAUUCCCAGGAAGAUUAUUUAUCUUAUCACAGUAGCACUCUGAAGCUUCAUGCAGAUGAAGAACCUGAAUCCCCGUUGCUCUAUAGAACCAUGAGUGAAGCAACCCUGGUGAGAAAAAGGAUGAAGCCUCCGAUGAUGGACAGAAAGGACAGACAGAAGCAUAGGGCCUCUAUUAACGGACACGUUUAUAACCAUGAAACAUCAAUUUUCACUCCAGCCUUUGGAUCAGAAACUAAGGUCAGAAUAAACAGUAAUAUGAGAACUGAAGAAGUAAUAAAGCAAAUUCUCCAAAAAUUUAAGAUUGAAAAUAGUGCCCAGGAUUUUGCACUUUACAUUAUUUUUGCAACAGGAGAGCAGAGACGGCUAAAGAAAACAGACAUUCCGCUACUGCAUAGACUCCUACAGGGACCAUCCAAAAAGAAUGCUCGCAUAUUCCUCAUGGAUAAAGAUGCAGAAGAAAUUAGCAGUGAUGUGGCUCAGUAUAUUAACUUUCAUUUUUCUUUCCUGGAAUCCAUCCUUCAAAGAUUAAAUGAAGAAGAGAAAAGAGAGAUUCAGAGAACAAUAACAAAAUUCAGUACAGAAAAGGCUAUCAUACUGAAAUGUCUUCGAAGUAAACAGGUAAUAAAAACAGAGACAACAGUUUAGCAAUACAGGUCACUAUUGCUAAAACACUUCAACAAAAUUAGAAGGGUAUUACAACUAUUUGAGUGUAUAAAUUCUAUACUUGCAUUUAUAUAAAUAUAUGUGAACUUGAAUCUGUAGGAAAUUGAAUGUGGAAAAAGCUUGUCUCUCUUUAAACUGAAGAGGUUAAGUAGGGUUCACAGUUGGACUGAAGGAACUUGAAUUUAGUUUCAGUAACUGGAAUAAGCUUGGAUACUAUGUAUUCCAAAUAGUUUUUAUAGUAAAACACUCAAUGAACUUGAAUUUAAAUGGCAUCUUCAGAUACCAUGCAGCUAAAACUUAUUUUAGCUUCAACUGUCAAGAGAACUCUCAUCAACUGACUCUCAGAAAUGAUUCAGAAGUAAAAGCUGCCAGCUCUUAAAAUAAAAAAUCAGCACAUUACUACCCCACCAAGGAAUCUGAUGGUGAUGGUGUUUCACAGCUCCUUAUACUCUAGCCUUUUCAUAAAAUCUAGGACUAUCUUUCUAUGGAUAGGUGGCUUUGGGCUAUCUAUAACAUCAGAGCUAUCUGUCCUUUGGGAUGGAAAAGAUUAUGGACUCUGUUAAGAAAUCCAAAUCGUAAUUUUCUCAACCUGAGCCCUUCUUUUUUUUUCCCCCUCUGUUCUGCUGAUGACUUUCAAAAGUGUUCUUAAGCUUUUUUUUUUGUCAAUUGAACUAGUUUUCUUUAUUUUUCCAAACAAACAUAUCACAGAGAUUUAGUGUAUUUUGUUGGCUAGGCUAAGACUUGACCCAUGAUAACCAUUUGUUGCUGAAUGAAUAUAGAAGAUAAUGCAAGUGGUAGCCGAAGUUGGGCAGGAAAUCUGGAGCUCUGCCCUUUUUCUCCAAGACAACUCAUUCUACAAAACAACACUCAGGGUCCAUCAAGUACACUUAACCAAUCUGAAAAAGCACUGAGAAUGCCACAAGUAUCAUCUAUGAUUUUAUUUAUGAACUCUAUAUUAAAAGGGAGUUUUAUGCAGCUCUUUUCCAUUCCACUACUACUUCUAUUUGCAUUCCUCAUAAGCACUGGAUUAAACUGAUUAUAUUACACACACUAUGGGAUAAGGUUGAAUGUAAUAAACCCAGUUGGAAGAUCAGUUAUCAAAAUAUGAAACAUGUUUAAGACAAAGGUAUUACUUCUCAGUGUAACCAAAUCCUAAACCAGACGAAAGUAAAAGUGUGCUGUGAGCUUUUCAGUCCUAGGAAAUCUCCUUUGUUGAAUAAGACAUGGGCUUGCAUCUUCAUCCUAUUAUCUAUCAGUUAAUAAGAAAAUCUCAUCUCACAAAAAUAAAGCAAAUGUAAUGGUUAAAAUUCAGUAUACUUAUUUAAAGUAGUGUCAAGUAUCUGCCAUAAACAUGACAAAAGAUUCAUCUUUAAUAUAUUGAAAGUCUACCAAAUGCAUUAAAAAAUACCAUGCCUGGAUAGAAUAAAUAAGACAUAUGGCUUGAAAAGUAAAAUUGCAGAAGAGGAAAUGCAAAUGGCUACUAAGUAUGUGAAAAAAGUUGUAUCUUAAUAGUGAUCAGUUGUAUUAGUCUGUGUCUAAUCAGGAGACAGAAACCACACAGUCAUUUAAACAGGGGAAAUUUAAUAUAAAGAAUUACUUAGCUGUGAAGAUAGAGUAACUAUAAAAAUGUGAAGAGAACUCCAAAGGGUACCCUAAGGCUGAGGAAGAAUACCCCACAAAGGAAAAGCUUGGAGUGAGGAGCUGAGAAUUCACUGGAGAAGGUGUGGUUGCAGCCCAGUGGAUAAGGGAGACAUCCUCUGGUUGCCCAGCACACAGCAGGGCCACAGUCAUAGGACAAGCAGGAACAACCCUCUGGAGUGUGGAUCAGGUGGGCAGGUGAGCAAAGGGACUUGGGGCUUCUCUGCAGGCACAAAGCCAGAUCACAGGCUGUCGGUGUCUGGAGGUCUGCAGGAAACAAAGUCUGGGGGCACAGGUAAGCUGAGGCUGAAGGGUAGGCACACAAAUGAAGUCAAGGGCGCUGCUGCCGGUGCUGCUAGGACUGGGGGGGCUGCAGGAGCCAUCUCUGCAGGAACCUAGUACAACUCUGUGUAUGCCUUGGACUGUGGCAUCUUUGAGGCUGCAUGGGACAAAGGUGGGGCAAGUGGUUUACCAGAUGAUCAGCCCCACAAGGCACUCUCUGGGAGCAUGCACCAAGUUGAGAAGGUGUGGAGAGUAAUGAUCUGAGCUAGGACACAGGCCUCUACUGGGCCUCCAGGCCGUGCCACCACAAACCAAAUCAAAAGCUACAAAAGGGGUUGGAGGAACCCAACAAGAUAAAGAGAGCUGCACCCUACAGGCAACUAGCACUGAAGAAACCACUCUGGGUAGAGAGAGCAGUGAAGGAAGAAAGUCAGCUUCCCAGGAUCAGGAAAGACCAACUUCCUCCUACAGUGUUUCUCCAGUGCCCCUUACUGACAAAGCAUGACAUCAUGUAAGCUGCAAAGGAAGCAUAUAGAAAGGCUCCCAUGUACAUUUUCACAGACAACAACAAAGAGUGAAUGUGGAGCAGAGGCGCAAUAAAAUAACUGGCGUGUCAACAAAAUGCAAAGCGAAGGAAAGUGAAAUUCAUCUAUUAAAGAAGAUUAAGAAAUGAUAAUAUUAAAUACUCAACAAAUUACAAUGAGAUGGUCACUUAAACUACUGGUAGAAAUACAAA